Molecule: messenger RNA, 3117 nt
Organism: Symbiodinium natans
Lineage: Eukaryota; Dinophyceae; Suessiales; Symbiodiniaceae
Source: the annotation of a GenBank genome assembly
AUGAAUGCCGUGGUGGCCUGGAUAUGUGCCUUGGGGCUUCUGAUGCCUGCGGAAGGAGUGGUGCGAUUGUACCCAAUACUGAACGAUCCGACAGCGAAUCCCCAACAACAACGUGCUUGGAUCAAGACACCAAAAGGCCUUGCCAACUUCGUCCACUUUGCGGCCUAUCGUGGUGCGCUGGAUGCCAAUGACCUGGAUGCCUAUGCGGCCACGGGCCUUGGUGAUGCAGUUUGGCCACAGUACACUGCCCUACACGAUCUAAACAACACCAUGCGAAACGUUGUCUCCCGACAUAUGUGGCUGGUUGAUGUUUCGAAUUACCUUCCAGGCGACACAGACAGAUGUGACCCUGUUUCGCCAGGUGUAUCUGUGUGCGAAUACCACUUGCUUGCGGACACUUCGAAACUGCUUGCUUUGCUCGGUGAGAACUUCACAGGAAUGGACAACGGGGAGCAAGAUGGUCGAUGGAUGGGCUUUGCUGGCCAGCAACUCCGUGGACGCGGCGGCAGCCCAAAAGCUCGACAAGAUGAGCUGAGACAAGGCUUCCUGUACUUCUCACAACACUUUGAGCGAAUGGCAGAUGAUUUGGGUUUCAAGCUCAUGAGCUUGAACAGCCUGUGGUACCCUCACUACUAUGCACGCGCAGGCUACUAUACGUUGCUGGGUGCCGAGACGGCGCAGGGCCUGCCAAAUGAUCAGAUCUUCUACGCCUUUCUUCGCGGUGCAGCUAAGCAGUAUGGCUUACGCGUGUGGGGAGAUGCUUCGGUUGGGAAUCGUUGGUGGGGGCCGGAGGGGCCAAAGGACUGUAGCAGCUGCACGUGCUCAGAGAAUGGCACUUCACUGGCUCUCAUGCGAUCGCUGAUGUACCAGCAGCUUCUGUAUAACUCAGCUUUUUUCUCAUUUGAAGCAGGAUGGACAUGCGGAGUCAACAAGACACAGCUGAGUCCCAUUGGCAUCAUCCAAAAGGCAGGCAAGUCCUUCGUGGAUCGCCAGAUCACUGCCGGAGGCAUCCAGGCCGGGAUCGGCAGUCACAUCACGCAGUUCGCCAUUCUGUUAGAUUACUUUGCCGGCUUCCAGCCUCCAAGGCAUUUGUACCAGAAUGUUGCCUUCCGUGUAUGGGGCAACAUUCCGUGGGAGAAGGCAGAAUUCUGGACACAUGGUGUUUUGAAUGUGUUAUAUCCUGGGUACGAGACUGCCAGCUACUUUCACAAUGAAUCAGGCUUUCUCGCGCCCACCCCGUUUGGUGAUGCCGCUGACAUGCUGCUAUCUGAUGCACCCCUCUGGCUGCUGCAGCGAUAUCCUGUGGUAGUUGUGGGGUCGGCCCUGCGGGCCAUGCGCAGCGAGGUUGCCAAGAAGUUGGAGGACUACGUCGCUGGCGGAGGUAUCCUUGUCAUCACGGCGGACGCCAUCCGCACUCUGCCACUGACUGCUGUGGAGGCUGCUUCUGGCAGGGACUGCAAUACCUUGCCAGCGGGAGCCAUAGUAACUGUUCAAAGCAUCUCCGAUCCCACAACACCACCGAAGCAGGUCAAAGAGACGGCGCCACUGAAGGUUUGCACACUCAACUGGAGGACAACUGCCAAGACUCGAGCAAUUGCAUCUGUCGGUUUGCAAACAUUGGCUGCGGUAGCUGCGAUCGGCACUGGUCGCUUGGUGGUGAUCGCAUCCUCCGGCGUCGCAGGCACCAGCCAGGUACCCGCAGUACCCUUGCCCUUGGCGCCCUCGGCCAGUCAGGCUGUCGACAAGAAGCUGCCUAUUCCGUUUCCGAUUGCACAACAUGUCCGGAUGAUCCUGGAAGAGAUCUUCAUGGAGCAGGCUGUGUUCCAAGUGGAGGACGCCUCAGAUAGCCCUGCCCUCAACAUGGUGGCCACCCGACGCUCAGAUGCUGAGUAUAUACUCGCAGUGGCAAACACGCAGCUGUCACAGCGCCCUUUCAAGAUCAGGAGCCGAAUAGGCCCCAUAAAGUCCGUGGACGAAGUAGAACUUGAUGAUGCCAUGGUGGCUUCGUGUGCAACGCCAGGGUACGUACCUACCCACACCCCGAAGGGAGUUGACUGCGGAAGUGACAGUUCAACUACCAUCGCUGGUUUAAGUCAGCGAGUCUUUUCAAUCACACUGCAGAAAAGCAACGCAUCCAUCAUCCAGCCACAGUCACCCCCACUGCUUCCGAGCCAUCGUGGGUUGCCACUAAGUGGCACUGGCAGCCUGGUGGAGCAGGUGUUGCUUCGGCCAUCCUUCUUCCAGCACUGGGACACGAUCGCAGUGGACUGGCGCUACGUUGAGGUUCGUGACACAGCAGCACUCAUCGAAGAUGCAGCCUGGGCCAUUCGGCAGCGACUGCGGAUUGUCGUUGACUUCUCCAGUGGUGCCAACUUGUAUCCGGACCUGCGGUUUUGCAACAACAGCGCAGUGCAGUAUGAGGCUAGCAUUGCACGCGUCGAGAGAGUCUUAGGCAAAAUGGCAUCUAUUGUGCAUAGCGAUGCCCCGAACCGCCCCAACGGAGUUUUCUCCUCACACGCCAUCCUAGCCUUCCACCGCGCACCUGAGAAUUACUACUCGAGUUCUCAGUGCUUGGCGGACUUUGCUGCUGCUGGUGCACGCUUGGCGAAUAGGGCUGCCACGCACAACAUCUCCAUCUCUGUCCGCGUCGGCUUGCCAGGAAAGCCUCCAGCAAACCUGCCUGCUGCAGCUGCCCUUCUGGAAGCAAUGGGUUCACCAGAAAACGUCCGCCUUGCACUCCAGCUGGCCUCGGUUUCGACAGGGCCUGUGUCAGCCAGCGACCAUCCAUUGUUGGCGCUUGUUGCUGUUUGGAUGGCAGCCGGCCGCUCCGUCGAUACCUACAACGAUGGUAGCGGCGGUUUGAUCGGCAUGAGUUCACCUUUGGCAUGCCUGAAGCGCGACGAGGCACAGUGGGCUGCCGAGUGGCUGGCACAGCGUGCGCAUGGAUCGCUGCUGCUGCACGAUGCCUCGUUUCCGCGAGAGCUGGAGGAUGCUCAAGAUGCUGAGUUCGAGGAAGUAAGGGCUCUGGAGGCUCUGGAGCUCAAGCAGAUGCCACCAGCGACCUCUAUUUGCACAAGCGAUGGUGAGGAGGACCAGGACAGCUUGCAAUACGUGUGA